Molecule: messenger RNA, 741 nt
Organism: Mya arenaria
Lineage: Eukaryota; Metazoa; Mollusca; Bivalvia; Myida; Myidae
Exons: 1
Coding region: 1-741 (246 amino acids)
Source: RefSeq, a predicted model, not a curated record
AUGACAUCUACUAGGUUAACGGUAGGCGCAUCUGUCAACAUCGAUGGUCGCGGUAAAGGCAAAAUAACCAUACAGAAAACCAGUGGAAAUGACGCAAUAUAUACUGUGUUAUUAGAAGGCUGCGAUUUUGAGGUUGAUCUUCCCGUAUCCAGACUAAAUUUGGUAAAAUGCACGAACGCUGGGAACACUGCUCGUUUUCAGAGCGUCACUGACGACGAUCUGCAGGACUUUGUUGUCAAACAGAAAAACAAAAGUACUGUUAAUAAAACUUUCUAUGACUUGAAAGUACUUUCCUCCUACCUUCACACAGUAAAUGAAAUGCGUGAAAUCAGCGAAAUCGCCCCAAAUGAGCUUUGCAAUCUCAUGUGCAAAUUCUUUGUCAGUGUCAAAAAACCUGAUGGCUCCAACUAUGAGCCCACAACUCUCCGCGGAUUUCUUGGUAGCUUUGAACGAUAUUUACGUGAUCAAAACUUCGGGUAUUCUUUGAUUCAUGGGCCUGAGUUUGCAAAUCUCAAAGAGGUGUUUCAGGCUAAACAGAAACAACUAAAAAGUGAAAGCCUCGGAAACAAACCUAAGAGGACUGACCCCAUUACUGAUAAGGAAAUAAGUCAGCUUUGGGAAACGAAGCAACUGGGAAAAGCAUCACCUGAAAGCAUCAUCAACUCGCCCUGGUUUUUUAACACUGUAAACUUUGGGUUACGGGGAAGUGAUGAGCACAGGAGUAUGUGCUGGGGGACCUAA